CAAGCAAAGCAGCCAUUCAGCAGUGGGAUGGAUCCUGACUACUAAAGAGGAGAGAGGGAGACUGAAAGAGCGAGAGAGAGAGCAAGAAAUGGGGGAGUGGUGGGAGAGAGAGAGAGGAAGCGAAAGAGAGAGUGAAAGGCUCCACACGGCAGAAUAUAAAUCUGUAUGUUAACAGGACUAAAGCUGGAGGUCUGGAAGCGGCUUUAGUGGUUAUGCUAGUAGGGGGUGGACAUUAACCAUCAAGAGGUGGUCUUCCCCAUUAACUGAGGAUCUGUGCAAAUAAGGAAGUGGGACCCGUGGAAGCUGCGAACGCCGGUUGUCAAGCACAGUGGUGGGUUGGUCGGAGGUCCGUGACCCUCUCAUUUUCAUUUCUGGAAGAAAAGAGAAGCGCAAAAGAGACACGAGACAAAAAGGAAGGUGCCAGCAAGAGACCAGAAUCAGGAGGCAUUGCGUUUUGGUAGAAGUGGGUGUUUCUGGAGCUGUCAUUGUGUUUGGUGCUGCUACAAAGGACAGCUGAGCAGAGAGUGAGAGAGACAGCUUUGGAGAUAAAAAAGCCGCCUGAAAGAAAAGAGGGGGACCUAGGACUACAGGAGCCGCUGACAACCUCUGGAAGGUGAAUGGUGAUGAAAAGAAAACUGUUACACAGACUGACAACCAUUUUAAGGUAGCUAUUUAUUGACACCAUUACCACCUCUUUAGGGAAUAAAGAAGCAGCGUGGCAAACCAACACUGCCAGUUGGAUUCUGCUAUUGCUGUUGCUAAGCAAAGCCACUAACCUGAAGUUCUUGGAGAGACAGUGUUGAUCAUCACUCUACAGCCAUGAAAGGAAGCUCAGAGGAAAGCAUUGAAAGCACCAGGCCUUCAAACCUGCAAGCUUUCGCUAACAUGUCCACCCUACAUGGCAUGAGUCACAUAUUCGCCUAUGGACACAUGACAUUCCGCCGGUUCCUUUGGACUCUUUCUUUCCUGGGCUCUCUGGGCUUGUUGAUGCUCGUCUGCAUGGAUCGAGUGUCCUAUUACCUGGAGUAUCCUCACGUCACCAAGCUGGACGAGGUGGCUGCGACGAACCUCACCUUCCCAGCAGUUACCUUCUGUAACCUCAACGAGUUCCGCUUCUCCAAAAUCACCAGGAAUGACCUCUAUCAUGUGGGAGAGCUGCUGGCCCUCCUCAACAAUAACUACCAAAUAGCCAACCCACACUUGGCUGAGCCCGAGGUUCUGGCUGCCCUUAAGGAUAAAGCAAACUUUCAGAACUUCAAACCCAAGCUGUUCAACAUGACUGAUUUCUAUAACCGCACAGGUCAUGACAUCGGUGAAAUGCUACUGCAGUGCACCUUUCGAGGGGAGGAUUGCUACCCAGUGAAUUUCAGCACAAUUUACACACGCUACGGAAAAUGCUACACGUUCAACUCGGGAUUAGACGGCAACCCUCUGUUGACCACGUUAAAAGGUGGCACCGGGAACGGCCUGGAGAUCAUGUUGGAUAUCCAGCAGGAUGAAUACCUCCCUGUCUGGGGAGAGACAGAUGAGACGUCCUAUGAGGCCGGCAUAAAGGUACAGCUUCACUCUCAGUCAGAGCCUCCUUUCCUCCACGAGCUGGGCUUCGGGGUCGCCCCUGGCUUCCAAACGUUUGUUUCCACCCAACAGCAGAGGCUUCAGUACCUCCCUCCGCCGUGGGGCGACUGCAAGUCUACUCCCAUAGACUCUGAGUACUUCUCCACGUACAGCAUCACCGCCUGCCGUAUUGACUGUGAGACCCGCUACCUGCUGGAGAAUUGCAACUGCAGGAUGGUUCACAUGCCGGGGACUUCUACAGUUUGCACACCUGAACAGUACAAAGACUGUGCUGACCCGGCUUUAGAUUUUUUGGUAGAGAAAGACAACGAUUACUGUGUCUGUCAGACGCCCUGCAACAUGACCCGCUAUGGCAAGGAGCUGUCCAUGGUUAAGAUCCCCAGUAAGGCCUCCGCUAAGUAUCUGGCUAAGAAAUUCAACAAAACUGAGCAAUAUAUCGGAGAAAACAUUAUGGUCUUGGACAUCUUUUUCGAGGCUCUGAAUUACGAGAAGAUUGAGCAGAAGAAGGCCUAUGAAAUCGCGGGGCUCCUCGGUGACAUUGGAGGUCAGAUGGGGCUGUUCAUAGGAGCCAGUGUUUUAACAAUACUGGAAAUAUUUGACUACCUAUAUGAGGUGUUUAAGGAUAAGGUUUUGGGUUACUUCACACGCAAGAAACGACCUCAGCGUUGCCAGAGCGACAAUCUGGAGUUUCCAGAGAACCCAACCAGCCCUGGUGUCACGCCUAAUCAUGCCCCCAGAGCACCUGUGACACCCUCCGGAGUCACUCGGACAGUCUCGGAUUCACGCCGAACAUGUUACCUCGUCACCCGACUCUAGGCAACUUCGAGGAGUUUGCCUGUUGACGACAUAAAGUAGGGGUCGGGGGUGGGGGUGGCACAUGUGGGGGACUCGCCAGCAAACUGUGAAAUAAUUUAUGUAUUUAACAGAACAAGGGGUUGAUUGUAUAACUCAAAAUCAUAUAGUAGAGUUUAUCAAUGCCUGAAUAGAAAUAGAAUACUAUCAUCAGAAGAAAAAAAAAAAAAGAGAGAGACCACUUCCAAAACAGAACUCAGGUUUAACUGCCAUGUCAAGGCGUCAGUGUUAAUUUAUUCAUGUUUCAUUUUGUGCAAUUGUUUUUCUUAUCCAGUCACUUUACAAUAUACAAUCACUGAAGAUAAUAUACGUGUCCAAAAAGGGAUUCUGACGAGUUACUGUUGUGCUAGUUUUUUCUGUACAUCAGUGGAAAAAUAGAAGUCUACAUGUGGACGGUGGUGUGUGUAACUUUGCAGUUUCUUCUCAGUGUUAACGUCUCUCCCGCAUUUUAACCGAUGCCGUAUCCAGUGACCUUAUACCCGUCACCAGUUAGAAGAGCAGAGCCUUUUUACAAAUCUGCUCCACUUUGACGAGCUGAUUGUCGGAUAUGAAAAGAGCUGCUCCCACCUGAAUCAAAGCACUGCACCAGUGUUUCACGUUGCCUUUUGCUACUUGGAGGCUUCGAGUUCGAGCCUCGUGAGUUAAACAACUGUGUUUGGAAAACAGAAGAGGAACUGGAUUAUUUGUACAUAUGCAAGGAUUGAGUUGAGACGACAGAAGCUACUGAGCUGGAUGUGUUUUGUUAACGUUACUCACUUUUUACAUAAAGUACAUUUAAAAAAAGAGAGUCAGGAGGCAAAACAGGCUGUUGAUUGUACCUUUAUAUCUUUAUAUAGCUGAUAUGUUCAUUUUCAUUAACGUCUCCCAUUUUUUCUGGGAUAGUGUCGCUGCGGCGACCGUCACAAAAUGAUGCUAGCGUUCAGCGCUGUAAAAGUCGGCCCUUAUUUCACGUGGAACUCAUCAGACCAAAAACAACAAGUCAGGCGUUCUUCUGCCUUUUCUAAUAAUUCUGUUGUUUUUCUCGUCGUGUCUUAAAGGUGUUGAUCAGCACAAUGAUAGUAAUCUAUUCUCUAUUGAACAUGAGUGGGGGGUUAAAUGAGGAUUGUUGCUGACAGACAGAUAUUGGCUGAUUGCAACAUGACUGACAGCGGGAGAGUUUAUCAUGUAGAAGAGAAUUGCCUCAAAGCAUCAAAACCACCAUGCACCUCGGUUCAGUUGAUUUCUAACAGAAAUGCAUUGUACAAUUUUACCAUUGUAUCCUCCUAUUAUUAUUAUUAUUAUUAUUAUUAUUAUUGCAGAACAUGUAAUGAGUCACAAAUAAGAGUUUGUGAUGUAUAAAUGAUCAAGUAUAAUAAACUCUAUAUUUACCCAUCUUA
Messenger RNA from Hippoglossus stenolepis (Pacific halibut), 3803 nucleotides. It is a transcript of the gene asic1c, whose product is annotated as acid-sensing (proton-gated) ion channel 1c. The record is from RefSeq and is a predicted model, not a curated record. The transcript has 12 exons. Gene Ontology annotation, biological process: sodium ion transmembrane transport. The coding region runs from base 820 to 2391 and encodes 523 amino acids. Gene Ontology annotation, cellular component: membrane. NCBI's taxonomy places the organism in Eukaryota, Metazoa, Chordata, Actinopteri, Pleuronectiformes, Pleuronectidae.